Messenger RNA from Scutellospora calospora, 832 nucleotides. NCBI's taxonomy places the organism in Eukaryota, Fungi, Glomeromycota, Glomeromycetes, Diversisporales, Gigasporaceae. The record is from the annotation of a GenBank genome assembly.
GUCUUCUGGUCUUGCUACGGUGAUACUGGAGUUUAAGAUAAGUAUGGGUUUGAAUUGUACUCUUACUAAUUGUAUGCUUCAGUUGGAAGCUAAAGAUAACGCUCUUUCCCAAGUCUUGUCUUCUCAGUCAGAAUCUGUAAUUGCUUCUAGUCUUUCAAAGCAUAUUAGAUUAUCUAAUCAAGUUUUAGAUGAUAAUGAAACACUAAAUAAUUAUUUUGCUAAACCAUUAAAUAACAAUCAACAAAAAAAACUUAAUUAUCUUUUAUUGCAUGCAACAAUUUCAUGUAGAUUCGCAUUUCAGUGGGUAGAAGAUUCUGAAAUCAAAGCCCUUUUUAAAUUUGUAAAUCCUGCAAUAAAACUUCCCAGAAGGUCGGUUCUUUCAGGAGCAGAAGAUAUAAGCAGAACAAGAUCCUGUUGGCCUGAUAUUAUUGCAAAAACUAAACAUCUUCUUUCAGAAAUAGAACAAGAAAAUAUUCAAAUAAAUGCUAUGAAUCUUGCACAUAAAAUUAAAGAAUUUGAUGAUAACGAUUUACAUGAUUUUCCUGAUGAUAUAUUGUCAAAUCUUAUUUCACCAACAUGUGGUUUUAAUGACAAGUUUACAUUACGAAAUGAAACAAAUAAUCUAAGCAAAGGUUAUAGAAUAAAUGCAAGUCGUGAGAGAUUUGAAAAUUAUAAAGAAUUUGAAUGUAAUGAAGAAAGCAAUCACGAAGAAAAUAAUAAUUUUAGUGAAAGCAGAACUUACUGUAAUGUGUCAUCUGAAGAAGAUACAGAUAUAGAUAUCAAUAAUAAAGCUGAUGACCAAGUGAAUUCAGUAGAUUCGUGGAGAUGUUUG